Molecule: messenger RNA, 1380 nt
Organism: Xyrauchen texanus (razorback sucker)
Lineage: Eukaryota; Metazoa; Chordata; Actinopteri; Cypriniformes; Catostomidae
Product: p53-induced death domain-containing protein 1-like
Exons: 3
Coding region: 211-630 (139 amino acids)
Biological process (GO): signal transduction
Molecular function (GO): protein binding
Source: RefSeq, a predicted model, not a curated record
UGGACCAUGCACUCUAAUUGUUUUAACCUCUACAGUAUAUGCAACAACGUGAAGUAUUUGGACUGAGAAUUAAAUUAAAACUUGAAUAUUUAUCUAAACCUGUUACAAGAAAAUACAUCUUGGUACUGUAUUGACUCUCUUUGCAUUGUAGCUUGUGCUACUUACUUACGGAAUCAGUCAACAACUUCAAUCCUUUUGUAUGUAGACAAAAUGCCAAACAAGGCUCAAGAGGAUGCUGUGAUCAAUAUGAAAUCUGUGCAGGAGAUCGCUAAGCAGUUAGGCUUUGAGUGGACCGUUCUGGCAUUUGAACUGGGAUUCACCAGGAAUGAAGUCAGACAGUUUCAUGCUACAUCCAAAGAGAAGAGGGUUCAGGCUCAGAGAAUGCUGGAAUCAUGGUAUGAGCGCUCAUGGGACAAACCAAACAAAACCAAGCUGUUGCAGGAUGGUCUAGAGCGAGCAGGCCGUCGUGACCUGGCUGAGAAACUGCGCUGCCUGCACUGGGGCCACCAGAAACUCAGCCGCAGGGUGGAACUUCCCUCUGCUUUCCCCUUCAUCAUUACAGUUCAUAAGACCAUUGACAACAAAGAUGCCUUGAGCAGGAUAAAUGUGCUUAAUUGCAAUUAUAACUAAGGCCAUUUGGCAAAGACGAUAAUGAGCGAUAGAAUGGGGUCCAAAAGUUUGAGAACACUAAUGAAAGUUCUUCUUUAUUGCCUUCUUGACUAAUUUAAUAAAUUUUUUGCAUAACAUAUUAUAUGAUCAGAAAAACAUUUACUUACAAAUUUUCAUGAAUUUGAGAAUUUCUUGGUAUUUGGUAUAAUCAUCUUUUGCUUUAAUACACACAAGCUGGCAUGGUCUCCAGAAGCUUAUUCAAGUUAUCCAGCAUGAUUUGAGAAUGUUCCAAAGAGAAUCUUUUGUGAAAAUCAGGAAAUCUGACCUUUUGUACAAAAGAGCUAACAUGGUCAAUGUCUCAAAUGUAGGCUACUUACAUUUGAUGAGUGACCUAGAAAUAGUGCAAAAUUUCUUCUUUAUGUUGCAUCAUACAUUUUAUUUUGAAUUUCAAAAUGUUCUGUUUAUUUCCAUGCUUUAAUUUAAAAAAAUUGCUCUUUUGGACCCCACUGUAUGUACAAGAAUAUUCACUAUAUAUAAUUCUUUUUUUUUUUUUUCAAAUAGACACCAUUCUUCCUGUAAUAAAUAAAAUAAAUAUUUUCAGUGUGGUCUCAGAGAUUUGGACCCCACUGUGCAUACAAGAAUAUAAAAAAUACCUUAUUUUAUUAUUAUUAUUUUUUAAAUAGACACACCUCACAAACCAUUUUACCUGUUAUCAAUUACAUGUGUCAAACUGAUUCAAUUCACUACUAUCAUUUAUUAAAAAUUCUUAUA